AUGCUGGGAACACCGACUCCUUCCGAGAGUUGCAGGAAGUGCCAUGUGGUGUGGAAGGAGCACACAGGAAAGACCUGCGAGCAGGUGCUGGAGAGGGACGAGAUCCGGCUACGGGUGACCUUUGAGGAAAAGAUGACCGCUGCCCGUGUCAGGAAGUGCCACAAGUGUGCCACAGGUCUGGUGAAGUCGGAGGGCUGCAACCGGAUGUCGUGUCGCUGCGGCGCCUUCAUGUGCUACCUCUGCCGGGAGCCUAUUAACGGCUACAACCACUUCUGCCAGCACGCUCGCUCGCCUGGCGCCCCCUGCCGACAGUGCAAGAAGUGCUCGCUGUGGACGGACCCCACGCAAGACGAUGAGCGAAUCAUUCAGGAGAUUCAGAAAGAAGGUGAAGCGGAGUUAAAUAAGAAGACCAAUCAGUCAGAAAGCACAGGGAAGAGAGUGGGACCUCCCCCUGAGCCCAUCCCAGCGAAGCGUCCUCGGGUUACACCGCAGGCCCCUAACGCAGCACCUCAGGCCGUACGUGCCCCCCUGCUCAUCCCCCAGGUCAUGCUGCCUGGGCCGCAGCGUGUUUUCCUUCAGCCCAUUCCAGCCCCCUACGUGCCCCCGUUGCCCAACUUCCCCCCAGUAAACUACAACCCACAUAACCUGAACUUGGACUUCAAUAUGCCUAUGCACUAUGGACCACCGCAUCGCUUCUUCAGACCUCUUUGAGGACACCAUGGUACAAAGCGCCACAUUCAAACUACUAAAAAAAUAAUCCAGGCUUCUGUGUCUUAACUGUUAGCCCUCGCUGUUUUUUUUCUACGUAUUUUGUAACAGGACCUAAACUGAUUUUCUGGUGAGUUUUCAGGAUGCCUGUUGGAUUUGCUUCUUUGUUGAGAGGCAUUUUUUGGAACAGCAUACAGAGUGAAUAAUAUGAACACCUGUUAGUUUUCAGUUCAAUAAAACAAAGAACUUGAUGGAACUUUAAACAUUGUUCAUGAAAUCAGUCAAAAUAUAUGUUGGUUUGGCUGGGAUUUCCAAUGAUGUUCCCCAAAAAGAAUCCACUGCAGUCAACAAACCACUUUAAUGUUUUUUCAUCCAGGGUUUUUCUUAUUCAACAUCUUCCUCCUUGUGCAAAUGCCUAGAUUAUUAGUUUAGAUCAGGGCUGUCCAAACUCGGUCCUGGAGGGCUGG
This is a messenger RNA of Sinocyclocheilus rhinocerous, 1175 nucleotides long. Its product is annotated as E3 ubiquitin-protein ligase RNF216-like. NCBI's taxonomy places the organism in Eukaryota, Metazoa, Chordata, Actinopteri, Cypriniformes, Cyprinidae. The transcript is spliced from 5 exons. Bases 1 to 711 code for a protein of 236 amino acids. The record is from RefSeq and is a predicted model, not a curated record.